Molecule: messenger RNA, 3359 nt
Organism: Homalodisca vitripennis (glassy-winged sharpshooter)
Lineage: Eukaryota; Metazoa; Arthropoda; Insecta; Hemiptera; Cicadellidae
Gene: rau
Exons: 9
Coding region: 152-1006 (284 amino acids)
Biological process (GO): signal transduction; positive regulation of epidermal growth factor receptor signaling pathway; positive regulation of fibroblast growth factor receptor signaling pathway
Source: RefSeq, a predicted model, not a curated record
GGCAGUCAGUCAGUGAAGUGGGUGUUUACUGUGAGGACGUCUCAGAGACCGUGCCUCCCGGUUUGUUGUGGUUUUUGUUUGUGUUUGCGUCUAGAGGACUGUCGUUCUUCGGUUUGCUUUCCUCGAUCAAUCCGACAUAAAAGGGUGCAGGAUGCUGAAGCAUGUGCAGUUGAGCCCGUAUCGGACCCGGUCUGCAGACACGUUCAGCCUCAGCUCUAACACAUCCUACUCGUCCUUGAGUCCUGAGCCGUUGUCCAGCCGCUCCUCAAGCUACUCUUCUCUCAGCGACGCUUCGCCCUCGACAACAAUCAAGGUGUAUGCGAGGUGCUUGAGGGCUGACAUUGAGUACAAGACUCUGAGCAUUACCUUCCAGACAACGUGCCGUGAAGUGGUCCAGUCUCUCCUCAACAAGUAUCGCAUGCGGCACCGUGACCCUAACCUCUUCUACCUCACCAUGGAAGUCACAGUCAGGAAAGCAGGAGUAAGGACAGUGCUGGUGCUCGAUGAAGAGGCCAGGCCUGCAGCUUUACAGUCUUGCCAGCCUAGAGGAGAUUCCAGAUUUGCUCUGCAAACUCGACGAGGAGGGCUUGUCAAAAUUUACGACAGCGUCUUGAUGCCUGGAUCUCAAUACAAGUCGCUGCUGAUUUCUUGCCGCACGACCGUCGAUGAACUUAUCCAGAUCCUCCUGAACUGUUACAACAGCAAGGACAGAGUGGAACAGUUCUCCCUCUACGAGGUCUGCAAGAGCCAGGAGUCCCAGCGCAAGCUCCAUCCCGACGACAGGCCACUGGAGGUGCAACAACGCUGGCUGCCUUCUCACGAGUACCAUUUCCUUAUCCGACGCAAUGUUGACUACAAGAGUCGCUCCAGAACCAAGUGGCAUGUGGAACAGGUGGUUGUGCCGUGGACGCCCAGCCUCUCCCUGCCUUGCUCGUCCAGACAGUCACUCUCUCUCUCCUCUCCAGAGCCUUCUCACCCCGAAUAUGAGAACUACUUCUACAUCUAACCAGUCAAAUCUUGUUAAUUAUCUAGUUCAGUUUGGCUGUGAAGGGAUGAGAAGGACCUGGGCAAGAGUCUCCAGUUGUCAUAGCCACACCUAUCUUCAGUUCAACGUCCACUUCAGUUCCUCUCUAUGUAGUAAAAAUAUCACUCCAAUCGGAGUCACGAGUCACACUUAUGUCGUAAGGUACUUUAAUCAUUCUGUGUCUCUCUACAAGUAAUGUAAAACUGUCAGUCAAUUUCGUGUUGGUUGGCUGGAUGUUACUGCCUUCUAGAUGUUGAUCGAAUUGUAAGAAUUGUAGCUCCUUUAAAUUUAAAAUUUAAUUGAAUACUACUCAGUUUAGAACUAUAAACAUUGUUGGUUUGUUAGUGUUUCUUGUUUUAUUAUUUAUUAAUUGGCUAUGCACUGUCAACAUGUAAUUAGUGCUGAUUAGAAUGGGACUUUUAUUAGACCGUUAAGUUCGUCUAGGUUUUGUAAAUAAUGUAUAUUUUUAUUUCAUAGCUGCAAUCCCAAAGAAUAUGUGCAAAUUAAAUUAUAUUCAGUUUAUGGAUUAAAACUAUGUACCUAUGUUUUUAUUUUUAAAUUGAUAAUUCUAUUGUUGAGAACAUGUGAAAUCAAAAUACGAUUACGUUGAUGUGGUUUAUUAUUUUUUAGAUUAAUUAGAAAUUAGUUUCAUGAAGUUUGGCUGGAAAAACACGAGACUGAGGGUGGAAAAAGUUUGAUUCAUUAUUAUCCACAUUUUCAUUACCACUAUACAAUUUUAUAUUCCUCUAUGUGAAUUUCUAUUCUGUCACGUUCAACCUGUCUAUAAUCUGUUACUAUAACUAUAACAACACAGUUAUGUAAAGAUGUGUUGGCCAUAAACAUUUUGAAGACGAAGCAUUAUAAAGCUGAGGUGUCUUGAUAAAGGAUUCAUGGAUGGUUAUCUGUAAAUUCAACCGUUUUGUCAGUCCUCACUAACAGAACGCUGUACAGUGUACAGGUUUACUGUUUAUAAACAUAGAUAUUCAUACAGUGUUUUCUAUCAGACAUUGGAAAAAAUAACAUGAUUAUCGAUAUUUGCUGUCAUUAUUUCUUUAAACAAUCUUUUAACGGAGGAAAAACUGUUAUUUUGAUAAAAUAAUAUUUUCUAAUAUAACGUAGCUUUUUAUUCUGAAGACAUAAUUUUUUUGAUAUGUUGUACUGAAUAGAGUGAAUUAGCUUGGAUGAGAAAAUUCCAUUCGAAGGUGAAGGGGCCAGAACUUGAACUCCCCUUACAGUGUUGUUAGUUCUGUCGCAAUAGCAGUCUUGUAUUUUUCUAGCCACACCUUAUAUAUAUUUCUGUACAUUAUACUUAUUUUGAAAACAAUCAGAAAAUCACAUUUUUGAGAAUCAAUGAAUAAAAUGAACUAUUUACCUCUAAAAGUGCAAUUAAUUAGUUACAAAUUUAAAAUUUAAAAUUGUAGUUAUAACUAGUUACCAGUCUUGCAUAAUCAAGGCCACAGUGUUCUAUAUCUUGUCAGAUGGACAGACAGAUUGAUGGAGCGUGUUACAUACCAUGACAGAUUUAGCGUACUUUACUUACUAUUUGUUUUAAUUUGUAUAUUAUUUCAUGUAUAUAACAAUUUAAAAUAUAAACUGUUUAGAAUGUGUUUACAAAGCAUAAGGAAUCAUUCAAGGGCUUAAAUAUUUCUUUAAAAUUCCUGCUGUGUCAAGUGUUUUAAAGUUAGAAAUAUGUUCGUCAGUAGACCAAGAUGCUAUGCAUUAUUUCACUAUUCUCUUUAGUGUUAGUUGAAAUAGUGGUUUUCUGAAAACAAAUGCAAAUUAAAAAUCUAAUGUUAAUAAGUAUGUUGAAAGUAUACGUUACUUAAUUACUAUAACAAUAACACAGCCUGGAAACCAGAAGAAAUAUAACAAGAACAAAGAUACAAUUACUUCACUAAAUGUACUACUUUAGUGAAUUGAAUUACAUCUCAUGUUCAAUACAUUGUGUAUGUACUACUGAACUCUUCAUGUUACACAUAAGUAUUAGUUCUGCAAAAUAUUUGCUUCAGUACUUGUUUUUGUGUUGUCAAAUGCAUAAACUAUUCUUGUUGUUGUCACUUGCUUAUAUAUGUUUCUUUUAUUUAAAUUAUAAACAUUUUUACAUUUUGUUUUACAAGAAAAUAAGAUUAUUAUUGAUUUUCCUAUCUUUAUUGAUAAGUAGUUAUUAAGAAAAAAUUAAACAGAAGUUUAAAUUAUGCAAAGGAUUAUGUGGUAGAAUAAGUUUUGUUUUGAUACCAAAGAAUGUUAAUUUAGUUGUUUGCAAUCAACAAGUUUGCUUUCAUAAGAUUGUGAAUAUUAUUUUGUAAUAAAUAAAUGUAUCUAUGUGAAAAGACUC